ACAGUCGUUUGGUCGCCGGCGAGCAACACGGUUUACAAUCGCGUCCAGAAAACAGCUGGUACCAGCUGGUCGCGUUCAGCGUUUGCCAAUCCUCGAGGACCACCUCGUAAGGACCGGUCCCAAUCUGCGGGACAAAAACACGGAUCCCGAAGAACGUCUUUGCGCGAGUGAGAGUGAUAUAUCCGCGCUGCUUCCUGGUCUUUCACAGACACGAUAAGUCAGUGAAUCGAGCUCGGUGUAUUGCGCGAGUGCAGAAGACAGUCAAAGAAACAAAUCCAAAGAAACAGGAUUCAUUGCAUCCUUAAAGUUCAAAAGUCACAACCAAUCUUGGUUCACAUCCUCGAGAAUCAGAAAUCCCUAAAGGGAAUGAAAAUCUCUAAAGUUUUAAAGGGAAUGAAAAUCCUAAUAACUUAGAUCUUCAAUUGACAUUGCUAAGGGUUCGAGAGGGGUCAGAAUCCAGCGUGUUCCAAGGGUUCAAAGGAGAACAUACGCGAUUCUACGGCUCGAGCACCCGCGCGCCAGAAUCCACCAGGUUCCCAGGACUCGAGAAAAUUAAUCGCCCAUCGGGAGAUCGAGGAAUCUACGUAGGAAGGUCGCAUGGCCACCGCGUUGACGUGUCUACGCGGUUUAUACUCCGUACGAGGAGCGUCGAGCCGCGACGACGUCGUCCAGCGUGUCGUGCACCACAUGAUCGUCGACCAGUGAACGACCUCUCUCGUCUGAGAGAGUUUCGGGAGCUUCCUCCAGAAGCGUCCGCCGAGUGAGAACGCGCGACCGCGUUGUUAACCCGUCCGAGGAAUUUCGGGGGAGUCCCCUAACCCGAACCUCUCUUCUGGAGGGAUCCUGCGGAGAGGCGCCGACCUGGUGGUAUUAAACCUGGCAGAGACUAGUCUCCUCCUCGUCUCUUCUAUUCACAGAGGUAACCCGCAGAAUCUGAGGAUGCGGUGGCGAAUGGAGCGGAGUCGAGGGCGCUGCGUUUGACGAGAAUAUCCAGCGCAGAUCGACGUCGUGCGGCGCACUUGGGCGAACAAAUCUCGACGUCAACUUCGGGGUGAAAAAAAGGAAAAAAACGGGGAGGCCGAGAACCGAGCACAACGAGCGACCGUCAUGGACCUGACGGAGGCUUUCGCGCCGGGAGGCGGCGGCGAGGACCUGCCCAAGACGGACUUCUUCGACUUCGUGGUGUCGCCGCCACCGCAUUGCGCCUCGGCCGAUGGCGUCGUCUCCGACGAGGAGAGUUUCCUGCACCGUGGCGCCGGGAACUGCCGCACCAUAGCCGGCUACCUUCAGCAGAGCCACGAGGACCACGAGAGCACGCACGGCGGCUCGCCCUUCAUCAAGGAGACCAACAACAACACCCUGACGGCGCUGCCGCCCGUCUCGACCAUUACCGGCUCGCUCAGCCACCACCAUCAUCAUCAUCAACAUCAUCACGCGCAUCAUCACGUGCGCGCGCAGCACGGCGGGGUCCAACCUGGUGGAGAAACCACCGCCAUGGAUCAGUCCGAGUGCGACUAUUGGGGUCAGGAGGACGACGGGAAGGAGCAGACGUGCAACAUUCUGUUGGAGGAUCUCAACAAGUACUGCUGGUCCUCGAGCGCGCAUCCCAAUGACAGCGUCAUUCAUUCAGCGACUGGUCCCACGGAUCAUCAUCAAGCUGUCGGCUCAGUCCGUCCUGGUUGUGCUUCCAACGACCGACAGAACACGGACGGUGCUAUCUACACUCUGACGGUGCUGAACAACGAGGCGAACUCGAUGGACGCGUUGGAUUGCUGCAAAAGCCCGGCGCCGGCGUCCGGCGACUCCUGGACCCUGCGACCCAAUCUCGAUCUGGACGCCAUUCUAAGCAUGGAACCGUCCUCGGGCGAGCAGGAGCACGAACAGCAGACCGGCGGCGACGUGUCCAGGAGCGUCAACGACAGGUUUCACGGGCCGGACGGUCGUGGCUUCACCGUACCCUCGUCGCAGUACGCCACCGACGACAGCGGCUUCGUCGAGAGCAAGGAACUGUGCGCGCGCGUGUCCUCGGCCAACUGUUCCGGGGACAACAAUAACGAUUGGAAGCUGUCGGAUCAGAAUCUGCAGGAAGUCGCGGCCGCGGCCGCCGCCGCGGUCGCGGUGGGAGCCGGGGAUUCCGCCGAGAGUCUUCUGAGAAGCGCCCUUCAAGGCAAAUUGUACACCGGAGCGUCCCAAUCGGUCUCCUCCUCGUCACCCGCUUCUCAAACACCCACCAUAUCGAUGCCGGUCCCGGCAAACGCGGCUCUUUUAGUGCCCGAUCAGCCGCAACAGCAGCAGCAACAACAGCAACAGGAGGACUCUAUGCAGACGUGUACCGAUGAGGACCUGUUACUCUCGCAGCUGGACCAGACCACCUACAGACCAGGCGACUACGAGAAGCUGAAAAGCAUCGCCAACGAAGUGGUAGAGUCCUACUGCAGCCUGGAACCGGUCUGCAACGUGUCAGCAACCACUACGGUGAUGUACACGUUGGAUCCCACGAGCGGAAGUCUGGGGACUAUCACGCUACCGGCCGAUCUGGGCCAGGUGAGCACGGUAACGGUGGUCACGGCAGCCCAGCAAGAUGUUCUCCAGCAACAACCGGCCCCACGGACCGACGUAGACCAGCAACAGCAGCAGCAACAGCAGCAACCGAGUCAGCUGCAGCUGACUUCCGCCCGGGUGGGUGUGGGUACCAAACCACCUAAGAAAUACGUCAGACGAGCCAAUCGCAACAACGCAAACGGGGCCAGCAACGGUGGCGCCGGGUCGGAUACCGGCAGCAACGCGAACCAGCAACAGUCGGGUGGCUCCGGUGGAUCGCCCGGAAGCGUGCAGCGCAAGGAGCGUUCCCUGCACUACUGCAGUAUCUGCAGCAAGGGUUUCAAGGACAAGUACAGCGUGAACGUGCACAUCCGGACGCACACGGGCGAGAAGCCGUUCGCCUGCUCGCUCUGCGGCAAGAGCUUUCGCCAAAAGGCCCACUUGGCCAAGCACUACCAGACCCACGUGACCCAAAAACCGGCCGGCAUCCAGCAGACCAGUUCCGGGACCGGCGCGGCCGCCGCCCCCGGGAACAACGGUAAUGCCAGCCCGACGGCGGAGACCAACGCGACCCCACCCGCUGCGUCCUCCGCGAUCGCCAGCAGGACCCAGGUCGCCGUGGACCCCACGGGGACCGCCUGCAGUCCCCCCAGUUAGUUUCGCGAAGCGCGGAGGAGCUUGAUGAUACGCACAUCCGUCCGUAUUCUUCUUCCGUUUCGGAAAAGAGAUAGCAGCCCCGCGGCUGGUUUUCUGCUUUCUCUCGUGUUCUCCAUUUUUUUUUCUUUCUCUCUUUACACGAAUAUAAUUUCCACGAUGGAAACGAGAGCCGAGCUUGCGAGAAAGAGCGAACCAUGACGAGCAAUUAGAUGAACGCAUAUGACGUAUAUGUGUGUGUGUGUUUGUGUGUAUCGGGUGUUCGAAAGCCAACUCGCGUAUAAUAAUCUUGGAAAAUAAUUUUUUCAAGAGACGAAGUUGCUCGAUUCGACGAAGUUUUGAUUUAAUUUGAAUUGAACA
Molecule: messenger RNA, 3555 nt
Organism: Nylanderia fulva
Lineage: Eukaryota; Metazoa; Arthropoda; Insecta; Hymenoptera; Formicidae
Biological process (GO): regulation of transcription by RNA polymerase II
Cellular component (GO): nucleus
Molecular function (GO): RNA polymerase II cis-regulatory region sequence-specific DNA binding; DNA-binding transcription factor activity
Source: RefSeq, a predicted model, not a curated record